Musa acuminata AAA Group (dessert banana) is the source of this 4415-nucleotide messenger RNA. Its product is annotated as protein CELLULOSE SYNTHASE INTERACTIVE 3. The coding region runs from base 661 to 2337 and encodes 558 amino acids. The transcript is spliced from 2 exons. Lineage: Eukaryota; Viridiplantae; Streptophyta; Magnoliopsida; Zingiberales; Musaceae. The record is from RefSeq and is a predicted model, not a curated record. Gene Ontology annotation, molecular function: protein binding.
UCUCAUCCUUCCGUUCCACUCCCACUCUGUUUCCUCUGCCUCCGCUGCCUCUUUGAUGAGGAAGAGCUAUCUUUUCUCGCUUCUGCUUCAAGAGGAGUACUCGCUGCUCUCCUUGUCGCCCUUUUUUGCUCUUUCUUGAAGAACAAGGAGGGGGACUCAGACGUCUCCGCCGACACCGCCAAAGCUGCCUUUUUUAGCGACCGGGCUGCAUUCUCAUCAACAACAACCAAACGCUCUACUGAAAUGUGCGGUUUCCUCCUCCCGCUCGUUAUAAUUCUUGUUUUUAGCCGACCGGGCUGCAUUCUCAUCAACAGCCGGCGGAACGUCGACUUUGACUCCGACGGCUUGGUGCUUGGUGCCGGAUUUGUCGCCCAUUGAGUCGGUGGCCUUCGGAAGGUUUUCGAACCUCGUAAGUGCUUUAUUGUCAAUUGGGUUCGAGACUCGUCGCUUUCCCAAGUCUGUCAGCCGUCGACGUCGAGGAAUGAGACAUCCCGUCCCACGGCCCUCGUGGAUAACAUGAAGUGACCAUAUUACCCCUCAAGAACGUGCGGUGGCGUCAAUUCAAUUCCUACGGCGAAUAUUUACAUGGCGUCGUGAUGUCUUACUGCCUCCUCCGUUGUUUGCCCAGAUCAGAAGGGUCAACAACUUCAGCAGCGACUCAUGGUGGAAGAGGCCGUGCCCUUUGCUGCCGAAUCGGCGGACCACUGGCUCUCCCGCGCCCGCCUCCUCGCCCCCCUCGCCCUCGAGAAGGCCAGGUCCGCCAAGGGAUUCGCCAGGCGGUGGAUGUCCAUCGUUUCCAAGCUCGAGCGCGUGCCGCCCUGCCUCUCCGACCUCUCCAGCCACCCCUGCUUCGCGCGGGACGCCCUCUGCCGCGAGCUCCUUCAGUCCGUCGCCGCCACCGUCUCCGAGGCUGUCGAAUUGGCCGAUCGAUGUCGCGGCGACGUCAGCGCCUCCGUCGGCAAGUUGAAGAUGCAGAGCGACCUCGACGCCCUCUCCGGCAAGCUCGAUCUCAAUCUCCACGACUGUGGACUCGUCGUCAAGACCGGCGUCCUCGGCGAGAUGGCCCUCCCUCCGGUCGCCUCCGCCCGUCCCGGCGAAGCGGAGUACGCUAGCUGGAAUUUCCACGAGCUGCUCGCCCGCAUCCUGAUCGGGCACGCCGAUGCCAAGCACCGGGCGUUGGAUGGGCUAUUGGAGGCGAUGAGGGAGGACGAGAAGGGCGUGAUGGCUGUCCUGGGACGGAGCAACAUCUCCGCCCUCAUACAGCUGUUGACAGCAACCUCACCCAAGCUCAGGGAGAAGGCCGCCACUGCAGUUUGCUUGCUUACCGAAUCAGGAAACUGCGAGAACCUGUUGGUUUCCGAAGGAGUGCUGCCGCCGCUGAUCCGUCUUCUGGAAUCCGGGAGCUUAGUAGCAAGAGAGAAGGCAGUCAUCUCCCUACAAAGGCUGUCCCUGUCCGCUGACACUGCUCGUUUGAUCGCCGGCCAUGGUGGAAUUCGCCCGCUGAUCGGAGUCUGUCAGGUCGGCAGUUCGAUCUCUCAGUCGGCUGCUGCUGGCACGCUUAACAACCUUUCUGCUGUGCCCGAAGAGAGGCAGAGUCUUGUGGAUGAGGGAAUAGUUCGUGUCAUGAUCAAUCUGCUUGAUUGCGGCAUUGUUUUGGGAUCGAAGGAGUAUGCAGCUGAGUGUUUGCAGCACUUAACAUGCAGCAAUGAGAGCUUGAGGAGGACGGUUGUAUCCGAAGGAGGGAUUCGGAGCCUUCUGACAUACCUUGACAGACCCUUACCACAGGAAUCAGCAGUCGGUGCAUUGAAGAAUCUGGUUGGUUCUGUAUCCGUGGAUAGUCUGAUCUCUCUUGGCUUGCUUCCUUGCCUUGUGCAUGUGCUGAAAGAUGGAUCUUUGGGGGCACAGCAGGCAGCCGCGGCUGCCAUUUGUAAGUUCUCCAGCUCAGCAGAAACCAAAAGAAUUGUUGGAGAAUUUGGUUGCAUACCCUUGCUUGUGAAGAUGCUCGAGGCCAAGAGCAAUGGCGCGAGGGAGGUUGCAGCACAAGCAAUUGCUAGCUUGAUGACAUAUCCUCAAAAUGGUAGGGAUGUUAAGAAGGAUGAUAAGAGUGUGCCAAAUCUGGUUCAGUUGCUUGAUCCCUGUCCUCAGAACACCGCAAAGAAGUAUGCAGUCUCUUGCCUUUUAAUUCUGUUGUCGAGCAAAAUGUGCAAGAAGAUGAUGAUUUCACAUGGUGCAAUUGGUUAUCUCAAGAAGCUCUCCGAUAUGGACAUUCCAGGCACAAAGAAGUUGCUUGAGCAACUGGAACGAGGCAGAUUACGGAGCUUGUUUAGCAGAAAAUAGAUUGAAAUUCUGUCAAACUCUGCCUUUGACCUUGCGUGCCUUAUGUUUCACUGUCCCUUUGAAACAUAAAACAGUUUAGGUGUGUGAAUUUAUCAGCUCAAUGUUCAUAUUUUCACAAUGAUAAAUUGGUUCCAAGGAGCACAUGAAGCACAUCAGUGAUGGAUACCCUGGCACUUGUAUUGCUCAAAUUUUAAUCUUUCCUUGUUGUUAUUUUGUAUGAAUAAUUUGGCCUUUAGGUCAUACACAUCAUCCCAAAUGGCUGGUCAUUGCAAUAUAAUUGGAGUUAGCUGGAGUUGGAAAUGAGCGGAGGCUAAAUUGGAUAACUACACUAGUUUUCAAUAUGUCAACCAGUGCAAAAAUGCUUGUGCACAACAAGGAAAUCUUGGCUUGCCAGUGUCACUUAUAUCAGGUACAAUUUUCACCUUAUUUAACUGGUUAAUACAGUCAUUUUUCUCUAGUUACCUUUGGUGGAAUGUUCCGAGUCAUGCUUAUUGCUCAUGUACUUGCUUUUACCAUACUGCUGAUGCGUCUUUCUGUAAAUUAGUCAAAUCUACAGGUUCAUCAGAGUCUCUACAUAAACUUAUUUUAUUCAUAUAUAUAUAUAUAUAUAUAUAUAUAUAUAUAUAUAUAUAUAUAUAUAUAUAAUAACAUGUUCAUGAAAAUGAAUUCUUUUGGCUUUUGUGAAUCUCAUCAGAUUGUUGUAGAGUAAAUUAAUAUUCAAAUUUGUUUUUCGGAAUUUAAUGUGUAAUUCUUCAAGUUCACUCAUUUUUUAUUAAGAGUUAGUAUAGAACUGGUUGGCUGUCCAAAUUGGACAAAUUUGACUGUUUUCUGACCAUAAGAAAUAAGCUGCAAUAUUUCCCUACAUUAAUUAUUGUGUUAUUUAGAAAGUCCUACCAUUUGUUGAAACUCGAUUUACCAUAUGUUGACCUAAAGAAAUUUGCCACAAUUAUAAAUUCACUGUACUAUGUAAUCAUCAUUGUAUUCUGUGGCUCUUUUUGUGUUAGGCAGACUACUUCACGUGAGGCUUCUUCCACCUACUACAUAAGGGCUUAUGCAAUAUGAUCAUCUUCUACCUACUACACAAGGCUUCUUGUUUUAGUUGUCUUUUUGCAGACCACUCUACUACAUUCAGAUUACUCACUCAUAUCUGCUGUCUAUACUACAAAGAAAAAAUUAUAUUGGAUGGUAUUUAGUUAUUUGCUUACUGAGGCUGACACCAAAGUGCUACAUCCCUAACUACAUCAUAGGAUGAUCCACUGGAUUGACAGCAACACACCAAACAGAUUGUGUAUGCCAUCUGGAUCUUCAUUUCUCAUCUUAGAUUUGUGUCCCAUACAUAAUUUUAUGUGGUUUCUCGUCUUAGGUUAGAGUUAUGUGCUUAAAAAUGGAAUUAAUCUUUUUGUGGUAUAUGAGAUGUCUUGUCAUGACAGGUUCUGUUGAGCUGUUGCAUCGCAUCACAGAUAAUUAGGAAUCAACUUACAUGCUUACACAUAUCUUCCUGGCUUUACUGAAUCUUUCAAGCUAAGCAUUCUUCCUAUUUGCUGAUGGCUCAUCUGAAGUUGAUUGAUGCCAAUCAGAGCUGUUGUAUUGCAUCACAUUUGACUAAUGAGGAAUCAACUUUCCAAUUACGCUUAUCUUCUUGGUGAGUUUUAUAACAGUUGAGGACAUAAGCCACUAUCUUCCUGGCUUUACUGAUUCUGGCAUGCUUCCAAGCUAAGAAUUCUUUCUCUUUGCCCAUGGCUCUUUGAAGUUGAUUGAUGUCAAUCUUAUCGAGAAGGAUUAGUUGUCUUCUUCGGUGUUGGUCUCAAGUAUGCUUCAAGAAAUUUAGUAUCUGCAAAUCUUCUAUAUUCUUGGGGGGGCAGAAAUUGCAGAAACCUCUCCUUGGCAAGUCUCCCCACCCCAGCUGAUUGCUGCUAUUUCAUCAAGUUUAAAUGCUGUGUCUUGUAAGCAUCAUUAGCAAUUUAUUUUUCUUUAUUUUCCAUAUAUAUAUUUCAUUUCUUCAUUAGUUAGUAUGGUCCAUUUCAAGAUAAAUGUCAUGUAAAUAUUUUUCUUUAUAAGUAUUUUCUUCAUUAGCAUCA